GACAACAGAGAAUAUCAAAGCUCAGUUGUGACCAAACAGUGUUUUAUGUUGAAUGGGAGGCAUGUUUAACAGUUGGUAACAGCAGCUAUAUGGAUGGGAAUGAAGAAACCUGUUGGUCAUUUUAACAUAAUUUAUUGCAGAUACCAGGCACUGCCAACAAGCCGAGAGUCAAAUUAGACACCAAUGGAGCGAGUGGUCAGCAAAAAUGCACACCCACAACAUCGCCAUCAUGAACUCUUCCUGCGCUCUCGACCCUACAGGGGGGAACUGCCGACUGUAGCAGGACUGCUUCUCUACCCUGACACUCCUGCUAAAAUGGAAACAACAGCACAAGAAGCUUUCAGCUUCAGGCCCAUCCCUCGGCAAGAUGCUUUCACAGGGGAGCAGAAACUCCACAGCCCACAGCAGCUCACAUCCUCCAGAAAAACAGGCAGAAACAGCCGCACGGACGAGGAACCGCAGAUGUGCGAGCAGGAAGGCACAGACAAUCACACACACCACGACAACAGGGGAAACGCAGACCUGCAGUCUCAGUAUCAAAAGGAUUUCACUCCUCCAUCCCAGUGCAGGAGGAGAACACCUGCACUCCCACAGCCAGACAACAUCGGCAUCAACCCUGCCUUCAGGAUCGAGUUCAGGACAGUCCAAAGAGAGACUUACCCGAGUUGGCCCGUCAUGACCCGCAGGCUUCCUGGCACACGAAGAGCUGCCACUUCUGGUCAACGCAAGUUCUGAAUCAUCUGGCACGUGCACUUGAUAACACCUACCUACUGAACUUUGAAAUAAGUCAUUUCUACAUAUUUUACUAUCAUACGAGUACAUUAAAAGUAGUGUCGUUGUGGUAGAAUUGGACAACAAAUGCAAUCACUCCAUAUCUUUAUCAUCACAUAGGACUUGGUAAACAGGAUUUAUGAAAAACCAGUAAAAUCAUGUUUUUCAAAGUGUGCCUGAAAUUUAUCAUCAGCAUCACAACCAAUAGAAUAAACAUAUUUUACUAUCUGACCAGACUUCCACAGAGCCAGUCUGCCAUCUAUGUGAUUUGCACAGUACACCCAGUGGACACUCCCAGACUGCUCUAGAAGACAUGACCAAGCAGUCUCCGAGAGUCAGGGAGACAUCAUCUCACCUGGCAGAGGGGAAGUGAUCAGCAGAUGCUCCUUAACAGUUAAAACAACAAGCACCAAAAUAGUUUCUCAAGCUGUUUUCACAUCAUCACUGUCAAACACAUUUCAUGCUCAUCUCCUCCAGCACCUCAUCAAGGCGACGGCUUUAUGCUGAGGAAUGGAACGUUCACAGCAUCCAAAGAUGAAGUGUGAUGCUGCACUGCAGUUACUCUGCAGUCACUAAUGAGUGCAGAGUUGGGCAGCGAGUGUGCUCACAACAGACAAGUUCAGAAACGUGUGGGAAUUUCCAUAGUUGUGCAACAACAAAUUAACUUGCUUUCAAGACCAAAGUAAAAUAAACAAAAUUUAUUUAGGAAAAUUAGGAGCAGGUAUGGCUCUCAGAGAGACAGUUUCUCCGAAGAAAUAUAAUGAAUCAGAGAGGUACAAAACUUAUUUUAUGAUUGUUUUACAACAAUUACAACCUAAAAUGCAAAUAACACCUACACACCCCAUAGAAAGGGUUUUGCAUGAAUUUAACCACAAAAAGAGAAAGUGACAGAUAUUCAAAGAUACGCAGUCAGUGGAUUCCAUGAGUGGGCUAUCAUUGACACAUAAAUUUAGUAAAUCAGAGAAAUAACCAGCUAUUUUCUCUUUAACAGUGUACAUAACUUGAAUCAUGGCUUGACCCAAUGAGCCAAAACUUGGCUCACUGGGUCAAUUGCACUAAACCAUUUACUCUUGAAUGUUGCACAAAACAGUGAAUGUUGCACACUGAUGCACUAUUAUGUACAUAGGCCAUUACACACAAGUAUAUUUUAUAUUUCCCCUCUUAUAAUGUAGAUUUCUAUUCUAGUACAUUGCUUUGUUAUAUUCUAUUGC
Messenger RNA from Thalassophryne amazonica, 1982 nucleotides. RefSeq lists its product as uncharacterized. The transcript has 4 exons. Lineage: Eukaryota; Metazoa; Chordata; Actinopteri; Batrachoidiformes; Batrachoididae. The record is from RefSeq and is a predicted model, not a curated record. The coding region runs from base 184 to 735 and encodes 183 amino acids.